This is a messenger RNA of Carassius auratus (goldfish), 1669 nucleotides long. RefSeq lists its product as uncharacterized. NCBI's taxonomy places the organism in Eukaryota, Metazoa, Chordata, Actinopteri, Cypriniformes, Cyprinidae. The transcript has 3 exons. Bases 404 to 1339 code for a protein of 311 amino acids. The record is from RefSeq and is a predicted model, not a curated record.
UUCAUUAAAUUAAUUUCUCACGACAACUUUAUUAAUAAAUAAUUAUAUUUAUGUAAAAUAUUUGUUCAUAUUUCUGGCUCAUGAGCACUUUUUAUUUUGAUUAAUUAAUCACAAACUCAUUAACAUAUUUGGCCUAAAUGUCAAAUAUUUCUCAUAUUUCAGGCUCAUGAGCCCCCUUUCCUUUGAUUAAAAUGUAUAAUAUUAUCCCUGAUGAAAAACUAAAUAUUUAAAGUUUUGAAAAAAUGUAUAUAUUAAACAUUUAUACAAACAUAUGCAAUAUCUGAUUCAUAUUCAGUAAUGUUUUGUAUUUCUCUUUGCUUUGUUUGUCAUCAGCAGCUAAACCCCCCCUCAAAACAUCGUAAGUAUAUUUUUUGGUUGACUUUAAGACAUCUUCUCAGUAUUUAUGUUUAGAGAUAGUAAUAAUAGUAAAUUGUAUUUUUUUAUGCUACUAAGAUAUUACUUCCUUUUUCUUACCAUCAGAAUGGCGCAUCCAUAUUCCACCCCUCAAAAGCUGGCGCUAAAAUGUAUACAGACACGUCUAAUACAAAAAGCUGGCUCAUUUGUCCGCCGAGGGUUUAAAAUUACCAUUGACACACAGCACACAUCAACAGUCUGUGCCCUCACAGAUGGUAGUAGGGCCAUUUACCACAAAAAAAAUGGCUCGUAUCCUGAAUUUGAGGAGGGGGCAUCGUAUAUUUUAAAAAAUUGCACAUUGUCCGACAGACAUGGGAGGCUCUGUCUUCUUGUGGGAAGAUCCACAUUAAAGUUUAGAACAGCUCCAUUAAAAAUUUCUGAGGAGGCAGAGAGAGCUGCAGUGGAAUUAAUCCAUCCACCAUCCUAUUCUGCCACUGGUGAGGAGGAGGAUCUGUUUUCCAGGAGUGGAUAUCUCAGCCUCCUAGGAAAAGUUGAAAAAAUCCAGAAAGUAAGGAUGACAAUGUCAGACAUCCCAGUCUUGGACCUCAAAAUGAAGUGCGGCGAAAGGCUCCUUGAUGUGUCCCUGUGGAGGGAUGAAGCACUCAGUGAACUCCAUGAGGGAGACAAUGUGCACAUCAGCCAUAUGCGUGCCACCAUUUUGGCAAGUGGCAAUGCAAAACUUCAGUCAUCGAACUAUACUACCAUUAAGAUCGAGGAGGUUGAACCUGUCGAACAGGAAGUUGAAGUUGUGGGAGUGACUGAAAUUGAUGACAACUGCCACCUACUUACUGCGGAUGAUGAAAUCUUUGUUGUGCCUUCUGAACAUUAUUGUGGCAGCAUUGAUGACCUAAUCAUGGAGUUGCCCAUGAAAAUUAUUGUAAAUCAUGUUAAUAAACGAGUAGUUAGCGUACAAACAGUAAACUAAUCAGUAAUCAGUUCAGCGAAUCAGUUUUAUUGUAGUCAUAGCUUUAUAGACUAAUCAGUAAUCAGUUCAGCGAAUCAGUUUUAUUGUAGUCACAGCUUUAUAGACUAAUCAGUAAUCAGUUCAGCGAAUCAGUUUUAUUGUAGUCAUAGCUUUAUAGACUAAUCAGUAAUCAGUUCAGCGAAUCAGUUUUAUUGUAGUCACAGCUUUAUAGACUAAUCAGUAAUCAGUUCAGCGAAUCAGUUUUAUUGUAGUCAUAGCUUUAUAGACUAAUCAGUAAUCAGUUAAGCGAAUCAGUUUUAUUGUAUUUUAUUUUUUUUGUAGUUAUAUAUA